This is a messenger RNA of Pogona vitticeps (central bearded dragon), 364 nucleotides long. It is a transcript of the gene RPS28, whose product is annotated as ribosomal protein S28. Gene Ontology annotation, cellular component: ribosome; cytosolic small ribosomal subunit. Gene Ontology annotation, molecular function: structural constituent of ribosome. The record is from RefSeq and is a predicted model, not a curated record. Lineage: Eukaryota; Metazoa; Chordata; Lepidosauria; Squamata; Agamidae. Gene Ontology annotation, biological process: ribosomal small subunit assembly; translation; maturation of SSU-rRNA.
UCCACGUGACCCUCUUCUUCCGUCUCGUCCUCCUGCCUGGCCGCCAUGGACACGAGCCGCGUGCAGCCCAUCAAGCUGGCCCGGGUGACUAAAGUGCUGGGCCGGACCGGCUCCCAGGGACAGUGCACCCAGGUCCGGGUGGAGUUCAUGGAUGACACCAGCCGCUCCAUUAUCCGCAACGUGAAAGGCCCUGUCCGGGAAGGGGACGUCUUGACGCUUCUGGAGUCAGAACGGGAAGCCCGCCGGCUGCGCUGAGCCCUCCUCACACCUGCGGCGCCCACAAUUGUGUGCUUCCCGGUUGAGGAGAGUCGAGAAACCAGAUGCAAAUCCAAUAAAAUGUCCAUGUGUUUUUUCCCCUUUUAAA